Messenger RNA from Fimicolochytrium jonesii, 2209 nucleotides. RefSeq lists its product as uncharacterized. The record is from RefSeq and is a predicted model, not a curated record. Bases 68 to 2074 code for a protein of 668 amino acids. The transcript is spliced from 17 exons. NCBI's taxonomy places the organism in Eukaryota, Fungi, Chytridiomycota, Chytridiomycetes, Spizellomycetales, Powellomycetaceae.
CGGUUAUUGACAGGCAGAUAGCGGCCCGCCUUCUUACGGCUUACGGUUUUCGGGCUUUUCCUUUUCAAUGAUGCUAGUCCUGAAGACACCGUCUGUAAUUCCAACCCUUCCUGCCCUGUCGCAAUUAAAACCUUCAAAGUCGAGCCACACACCGUCAAAGAUCACCGCCAAGCCGAUGGUCCAUACUACCCGACUCGCAGACCUCCUUUCCGACAAUUCUUCAGACGAUGAGGAUGAGGGCAGUUUCAGAGAUGUUUCGGGGUCAAAACGCCAUGAUGGGGCGGCUAUGGCUGCCGAAGAUAUGGGCUUGAAUUUGGACGACGAUCUGGAGACGGCGAUUUUCAAUGAUGCAAAGACCGUCGAGUUAUUGCCCAAAAGAUCUUACCAAACUGGGAAGCGGAAAGCAGGGGAGAUCAAGCGGAAGAUUCCUCUGCCAUCGCAAGCAGCUUCCAGCACAAACCAGCCUCAAGCCGAGUGGAAGCUCAUCCAGCGGAUCGCCGAGCUCGAGAAGCAAAACUCGCAGCUCUUGGCGAGCAUGCAGAGUAAAUCCGAGGAACUGAAAGCAUUGCGGCAGGAAGCGCUUGAACAGAAUGCUGGUUCCUUGGGCGAGUUGCUGUCUGAUGGGUCAGGCAGAAUCGGGGCACCCCAGGCCAAGAUCAUCGAAUUGGCGAAAAAGGCUCGCCGCCUGACAAUUGCAGUGGAAAAAGAGCGAAGUUUGAACGCCACUCUUUCAAGCAAACUGCAUGAGCUACAAACACGGCAAGCAAAUACAUCACGCACGAAAACGGAGGCAGAGUCGAUAGCGGAAAGCGCCGCCCAAGCAGCAAAUGCAGAAUUAAAGAGCGUGAAAGAGAAGUUGGGACAGAUCAACCGCAAGUAUGAGGAUGAGCGCAUACAGAACCAAAAUCUCAAGGUCGAAAUGCGCCAGAUGCGGAGAGCCUUAGUCAAAGAAAUCGGUGAUGAUGUGUCCCCAGACAAGAUCUUCGACCAGGGGUCUGGCUGGAAAGGUCGAGCGCAACAGAUCAUCACCCUGAAGGCGCGAAUCCAAGACCUGACCCGCCAAAACGAGGCCCAACGGACACGACAAAAAGAGAAGCCUACCGAAACCAGGACCGACACCGCAGGAGACGACGCAGCCUUCGACCGAAACAACUCAGAGGCGCGCAUCGGGGUAGAUCCGUUCGACGAAAGCCAUCGCACGUCUAUACGCCGGAUUGAAAGUGAUCGGAAACAUGCGUUGAAUAAAAUGACUGUUGAAUUGGAGGCACUCCGAAAAGAGCACGUAGAGGUGCGUCGGAAGCACGACGCUGUCCUGGCCAGGAAUCGCUUACUCGAAAAGGACAUGCAAGACCUGAAACAAAAGCUCAUCACCGUCGUGCAAAAGGGCGGGGCGGACGAUAAGCUUGUUCAGGCUUUGCAGAAUGAGGUGGCGAAGUUGAAGGGCAAGCUACAUGUGAUGCAUGCGCGGGCUAUGGAGGCGCAGGACGAGAGUGGUCAUGCUUCUCCGCGGUCAAGGACUAGCUCUAAUCAGCAUCACCUACCAGACAAUCGGCUUAACAGCAUCCCAUCACGACCAUGCUCAAAUCACGCACCAAGUCCACCGGCGCGAUCAGUGUCUCUCUCGGGUCCUGCCAACGACGUGCAAACAAUGGGUCUCCAAUCCCAACUCCGAUCCCUCGCGGUCGAAAACCAACGCUUGAAAGAGCUGCGGCAGGUCCUGGAAGCCGAUUUGCAGGCGGCGGAUCAGAAGACCCUGGCAUUGGCGACGGACCUGAAACGCGAACGCCAGCGGGUUAGUAAGAUCCCCGUCGCCUCACAUGGAGCUGUUCAGUCUAAUGGCGGAGGCGGGGCGAAUGCGGAUGAGAGCAAGAUUGGAAGACUAGAAUCCGACAUUGAGUUACUGGUGGACGAACAAGAAGCUUUGAAAACUACCCUCAGAGACACUCUCGCACGCACGCAAAAGGAGAUCGGCAUCUUCAGCGACCUCCUCGCGCAGACGCGGGAAGCGUAUCGGGUGGAUCUGGAGAGAAUUGUUAAACAUGUUCAGCGAUUGUCUACAACGACGAAUGGGUGAUGAUUUACUUUUCUAGGGAUGUGGAAGGAAAAUGGAUGAGGAUGGUGUUUGAUGUACAUAUUAGCCUCGGGCAUGGAUAAUCGCAUGUACAGCAACGAGCGUUUUUGAAUGAAUACUAUUCUGCUAAAUUGUGAG